Molecule: messenger RNA, 5488 nt
Organism: Carassius auratus (goldfish)
Lineage: Eukaryota; Metazoa; Chordata; Actinopteri; Cypriniformes; Cyprinidae
Product: semaphorin-3E-like
Exons: 17
Coding region: 411-2714 (767 amino acids)
Biological process (GO): negative chemotaxis; neural crest cell migration; positive regulation of cell migration
Cellular component (GO): plasma membrane
Molecular function (GO): semaphorin receptor binding; chemorepellent activity
Source: RefSeq, a predicted model, not a curated record
UGGAAGGGCAGUAUUUUAAAGAGACAGGAGAGAGAGAGAGAGAGAGAGAGAGAGAGGGAAAGAAAGGAGGCUUCUUCUCAUUAGAGGAGGUGGAGGCUCUCAGAUCAGUGCGCUUGUUGUCUGACACACGCUUGCACUCACACAUUCUUAUGAGUUUAAGGAAUCCAUCGCCUGUGGUAAGAGUGACAGGAACAGUCAGCCAGGGUCGAGUCACAGCGUUGCGCAUGGUUUAAACACUUUAUUCACAUUGGAAGCUUCUCAAAACACAACCUAAGUGUCAUUGAAGUGAGUUUCAGCACACUGCUCUAAUGACAGCAAACUAAUUUUUCUGUAACCGGCAAUUCAUUCUGUCAGCGAAUGGAGGCUGCUCAUGGUGGAUUGUAAGGAGUCAGUGUGAGACUUGCGUGAGGAUGGCAUGGGGCAUGUGGACCGUCAUGCUUUGCGUGACACUGUGGAUCUGCUCUGCAACUCAAUCAGCGAAGACUGUGAAUCCAAGAUUACGACUGUCUCACAAAGAGUUAUGGGAGCUGAACAGGACGAGGGUGUUCCAGUCUGGAGAGGGACGUCUGCAGCACUACAGUAUGUUACUGGAUGAGACUCAGGAAAGGCUUUUCAUCGGAGGAAAGGACAUCCUGUACUCUCUCAAUCUGGAGAACAUCACUGCCCCUUACAAAGAGAUUCACUGGGUGAGCUCGGAGGAGCAGGUGGGGGAUUGUUUAAUGCAGGGCAGAGAGAAGCCUGAGUGUGCAAACUACAUUAAGUUGGUGCAGCGUCAUAACAGCACCCACCUGUUAGCAUGUGGGACUGGAGCCUUCAACCCAGUGUGUGCCUAUAUCAGAGUGAACCGUGGAACAGAGCAGGAAGGAGAGUUCCGGUUGGAGUCUGAUCACAUACAGAGUGGCAGAGGAAGAUGCCCAUUCCAUCCCGGCAGCCCUUCAGCAUCCACUGUGCACCGUGGGGAGUUGUUUGUUGGCUUGUACACUGAUUAUUGGGAGAAUGAUGCCGCUCUAUAUCGUCUAGGCAACCGCAGCUACAUUAGGACUGAAGUGGGUGACAGAAAGCAGCUGGAUGAGCCCAAGUUCGUUGGUUCAGCAGUGAUCCCUGACAAUGAUGAUCCUGCUGAUGAUAAGGUCUACUACUUCUUCACGGAACAAGUGUCCAACAUGGAGGGUGGAAAAAAAACAGUUUACACCAGAGUGGCCAGAGUCUGUGCGAAUGACCAGGGUGGUCAGAGGAUGCUGGUAAACAGAUGGAGCUCUUUCCUGAAGACUCGUUUGAUCUGCUCAGUGGCUGGACCCAACGGCAUUGACACACACUUUGAUGAGCUCGAGGAUGUGUUCGUGCUACGGAAGAAAGAUGAGAAACAUCCAGAGAUCUUUGGUCUGUUUAGCACCACCAGUGCUGUGUUUAAAGGAUACGCAGUGUGCAUGUAUAACAUGGAAGACAUCCGUGCAGCGUUUAAUGGGCCUUUUGCACACCGGGAACGGACUGACCACCACUGGAAAGUGUACAACGGCAGGGUCCCCUACCCACGACCUGGAUCAUGUGCCAGUAAGAUAAAUGGAGGCCAGUUUUCCAGUUCAAAGGAGUAUCCGGAUGAGGUCCUGCGUUUUGUGCGUUCCCAUCCCCUCAUGUUCCAGGAGGUGCAGCCCAUUCACAGGCGGCCCAUUCUGUUGGACACUGAAGGAGGACGUAAACUCACACAGCUGGCGGUGGACCGAGUGGAAGCUGAGGACGGACACUACAAUGUUCUCUUCAUAGGGACUGAUGAUUCUGUAGUAUUAAAAUUGAUCACAAUCUACAACAAAGAAGCCGACACAGUCGAAGAAGUUCUUCUGGAGGAAUUGCAGGUUUUCAAGGUCCCUGUUCCUAUAACUGAGAUCCUCAUCUCUACUAAACGACAACAGCUGUACGUGGGCUCUGAGCUGGGUGUAACACAGGUCCGUGUGCACCAGUGUGGGCUGUACGGUUCAGCCUGCGCCGACUGCUGCCUGGCCAGAGACCCCUACUGUGCGUGGGAUGGGUCGACAUGUUCCCGGUACUAUCCUGCUGGGCUCUAUACAAAAAGGCGCUUCCGGCGGCAAGACAUCCGCCAUGGCAAUGCAGUUCAGCAGUGCAAUGGGCUUCAGCUUAGUGAAGAACAAAGCAUCUCAGAAAAGCUUGUAUAUGGUGUGGAGAACAAUAGCACCCUACUGGAGUGCAGACCACGAUCACUGCAGGCAUCUGUAACAUGGUACAUUCAACAUGGUGCGGACAUGGAGGAGGUGAAAGGCGAUGACCGUGUGAUUCAAAGCCCCCACGGCCUGCUGCUCCUUAAACUGGCAAAGGGAGACACAGGAGUCUACGUGUGCCAGUCCACAGAGCACGGCUUUGUCCAGUCGGUGGUGCGUGUCACUUUGGAGGUGCUUGAUGAGGACAAAGUGGAGGGUUUAUUGCAGAAAGGGGAGGAAGGGGAUUCUGGACAAAGACCUCAACCCUGCUCCUUCCCCAGCCUGCCCUCCACUCCAUCCUCCUCAAAGCUCUGGUACAAGGAUUUCAUGCAGCUGAUCGGCUACAACAACUUCCAGCGGGUGGAGCAGUACUGUGAGAAGGUGUGGUGCGUGUCUGACAGGAAGAGGAAGAAACUCAAGGGAAUGGCAUCUAAAUGGCAGUACACACCUGGGACAGAGCAGCAGGGGAGAGCACGGGCGCCUCGACACAUACAGGGACAGUAAAGACUGUCAGAUGAGAGAACGAAACUUUUCAACUCAUUCUCAGUGCAGAUGAUCAUAUAUAGACAUUUUUAUUAUAAACAACAACAAAAAAGAAUCAUUCGUAUUUUCAUUAAUUCACAAUUCUUAGUCUUACUGUUUGGUAGUGAGUAUGCCAGAUAUUUAAAGUUACACCAAGUCAUUUUUUUCAUAGUCUUAAUAAAUGUGUGAAAGCAAAGUGAAACCAUUUACACAAUGCAAUGACACAAAUAUACUAUGUCGCUGUAUCAUAAUUUUUUCCUGAUGAUUUAUACACUCAAUCAAAAAUUUUGAGUCGUUAAGAUUUUUUUCAUCAUGUGACACCGAAGACUGGAGUAAUGGCUGAAUAAAUUACAUUUUAGAAUAUAUUAAAAUAGAAAACAGUUAUUUACGUUGUUAAAUAAUUUAAUAUUAAAACACUUUAACUGUUAGUAGUUUGAUCAAAUAAUUAAGAUGAUUAAAAAAAAGUAUUGCAUUAUGGAAACUAGACUUCUUUAAAGUGGUGUACUGUAUGUUACACAUUUGAGAAAAUAUGCAUCACCUGGUUAUUUCAAGCGUACAGAAAAUUAGUACAAUUUACAUUUAGCAUGCAUGCCACAAAAGUAGGAAGAGGAGUAUGGUAGCAUGCUGUUCCAGACAUAUUUAAUUAUAAUAACUUGGUGUACCUUUAAAAUAGAAAGAAAGGAAGAAAUGUGUAAUCGAUCUGAGUAUUUAUACAGGGCUCUUGUGUGACAUUUGUCUCGCAAAGAAAAUACUAAAGUUGCUUCUACGGGAACAUGCAGUGCUACCUGACUGACUGGGCCAUUAAAAGACAAGGGGUUCAAAGACCCUCUCAGGAUGUGAAAGGCAACAUUUCCUCUUGGACAGCUCUGAACAAUGACAAAUGGUAGAGACCAGCUGUCCUCUUGUCAACGAUGUGAGAUUUCCUAUGAAUGACUUUUCCACUGUUGACAAUUCAAGUGUUCCAUUCAACUGAAGAAACAUUUCCAUUUCCAUUUCUGUGAGCAGUUACUUGGCUUCAAAAACCCUCCUGAGAGAACUUACGCACACACUAAGUAUAUUUAUCUGUAUUUUCAGUAUUAUAUAAAUUAUUCAAGUUGGUGUAAGAUUUGCUAGUGUCUUUUGUAGUGGUUUUAGAUGUUCUAAUAGUUUUAACUGGACAUGAAAUACUGCAUUUCAGCUGUGUAUAUAGGUUGAUUGUAAUGCAUUUCUAGUGAUCACACCUUCAAACAUAUAUAUAUUUUAUUUUUUUCUUGGUGAACGUUUUAAGACAUGCAAUGAUAUUUUUGCUGUGAACAACUAAAUGAGAUCCAAAUUAUCAGGAUAUUUCAGUGAGGUCAACAGUUUUGCUAUGUAUUGUGGUGUUUUGAAGUGUGUUAAUUCUUUUAAUUGCUAUGUGUUGUUGUAUAAUAAAUGGCAUACAUCCACACAGGGUUGAGGUUUAGCUGGUUAGCCUGGCUCUGUUAACCCCUGCAACAUUGACCAGUUGUUGCUGAGAUGAAUGGGCAUGCUAAUGGACAACUUUCUCCAGGUAUCAUUGACCUCCUUGUAAAAUACAGUGCUGGUCAAAAGUUUGGGGUUGGUAAGAUUUUUUUAUUUUUUUAUUUUGAAAGUAUAAAGCUGCCUUUAUUGCAUUAAAAUACAGUAAAACAGUUAUGUUGUAAAAUAGUAUAACAUUUUCUUUUUUAUUUUAUUUUAUUAUUUUUUUUUUUAGUUUGAAUGCAUUUUAAAUAGUAAUUUGUUUAUAUGAUGUCAAAGCAUCAUUGGUCAUGUCUUCAGUGUCACAUGAUCCUUCAGAAAUCAUGCUAAUAUGUUGAUUUGCUGCUCAAGAAACAUUUCCUAUUAAUAUCAUUGUUGAAAAGAGUUGUGCUGCUUCAUAUUUUUGUGGAAUCUGUGAAUUCAGAAUCAUUGACGAAUAGAAAGUUCAAAUGAACAGCAUUUAUUUGAAAUAAGUAAAUCUUUUGUAGCAUCAUUAAUGCUUUUAUUGUCAAUUUUGAUCAUUUUACUUUAACUUUUGUGUCCUUUAUGAAUUAAAUGAAUCAUUACUUUCCAAAACUAAAAUCUUAUUUACCCCAAACUUCUGAAUUGUAUGCAAAUUACAUUAUAUAAUGUUUUCGUUUGAUUGAAACAAGUCCUAUAUCUUAUGUCUUGCUGAAACCCAACUUUGGAGUUCAGGGUGAUAAUGAUGGGAAGAACCAUAUUGUUUUUGACAUGAUGGAUGGAUGUGAUUUGUAUUCAUGGAGAUCCAUAGCAUGUUAAUAUUGGAGUCUGUUCCUCCAGUCAUUGCUGUCUGUGACUUUCCACCACAUCCAUUCUUCUUUUGCUCUUUCUUUUUCUCUUUGCUCACUGCAUAUGGGCCUCUUAAUUAGCGAUAUGUACGCUGCCCUGCAAUGGAAGUAAUGUGUUUCAGUUAUGAGCGAGACAGUCAUCCGAGUGUGUCGCUGAUAACGCCUCACUAUAAACACGCUGCAGACCCCGUGCUGGUGAUUCAUUAUAAUGAAGAUUGCUUCCACAGUGCACAGUCACAUUUAAAACAUUCCAACAUAACACUGAGUUCAAGAACCUUUUGCCUGUAUUUAUAUUCUUUACUUAAUGUUUUAUUGCAUUAAAAUGACUGAGAUUGCUGUGUAUCAGUCUGUGCUAAACCAUUUUGUUAUAUUUACUGUCAGUUCUUCUAUAUCUAGCCAAAAUCUAAAAUAGAAUUGCAAUGAGUAGAGAAAAGAUUCCAUUGAUUUUAAGCAAUAGUUCACGGAACAUUU